Messenger RNA from Diabrotica balteata, 987 nucleotides. Lineage: Eukaryota; Metazoa; Arthropoda; Insecta; Coleoptera; Chrysomelidae. The record is from the annotation of a GenBank genome assembly.
AUGUAUGCACAAUAUUUCAGAUUAUACGGAUCAUUACUUAGAAGAGGUUUCCACAGUUUGUCGUUGAUGGGAGCUUCCGACGAAGAUGCCAUGGACCUAGUCAACACUUUUCCUCUAGCUUCAAAACAUAUACAUACGCUUAGUUUAAGAUGUUCGAGCAUUACUGAUAGAGGACUAGAAACGCUUCUCGAUCAUCUUCAGGCUCUUUAUGAACUAGAACUAGCCGGUUGUAACGAGAUAACGGAGGCGGGGUUGUGGGCGUGUCUCAAUCCUCGGAUAGUCUCGCUUACCCUCACCGACUGCAUAAAUGUAGCCGACGAAGCUGUAGGGGCGGUCGCUCAGCUACUACCCGCUCUCUACGAGUUCUCCCUGCAAGCCUACCACGUUACUGAUGCCGCUUUAGGAUAUUUUUCGCCGAAGCAAAGCAAUUCGCUCAAUGUGCUAAGGCUGCAUUCCUGUUGGGAAAUCACCAAUCAUGGUGUUGUAAAUAUAGUACAUUCACUACCGAAUUUAACAAUUUUGAGCUUAUCUGGCUGUAGUAAAAUCACCGAUGACGGAGUCGAACUGAUAGCCGAGAAUUUACAAAAAUUGAGGUCGCUCGAUCUGUCUUGGUGUCCUAGGAUCACUGAUGCUGCCUUGGAAUACAUAGCGUGCGAUCUUAACCAGUUAGAAGAACUUACUCUAGAUAGGUGUGUACAUAUAACAGAUAUAGGUAUUGGUUAUAUUUCUACAAUGUUGUCGUUAUCUUCCCUAUAUUUGCGUUGGUGUUCCCAAAUAAGAGAUUUUGGACUGCAACAUUUGUGCGGAAUGCGCAACCUACAAAUACUGUCUUUAGCAGGGUGUCCGUUGUUGACUUCCAGUGGCCUGUCCAGCUUGAUACAGCUGCGGCACAUGCGAGAACUAGAACUAACAAAUUGUCCAGGAGCGUCUCGGGAACUCUUCGACUACCUUAGGGAGCAUCUUCCUCGCUGCCUCGUCAUAGAGUAA